AGAAAAAUGUUCUCUUCUCUUUUCUCUUUCUUUUCUAUGUUGCUAUGGAUUCAGCUGAUUAUUUGUCUUCUCUUUUUCCAUCAAUUGUUUCUCGCAAUUCAUUUGAGGCGUUUUAUUAAUUGUUCUCGGUUAUUGUUUGUUAUUAAUUCUUUUAGAAUUAGUUAAUUAACAUCUCCAACAAGUGAAUUUAUCGUAAUUGGCCUGACAAUUAACUCGCAUUUGUUUGGAAAUGUUUGGAGACGAUUCUGAAGUAUUAAAUCAUAUUGAAUUGGUUAAUGGUUUGGAUGGGUCGAGAUUUAAGCCUUUGAUGACUCGUAUAUUUGAAAGGUUAACUGUUGAUGAAGAUGUGAAAAUAUUCAAUUCAGAGGAAGAGGAGAAAUUAAUUAAAUUGUUUGAUAUUGCAAGUUCAGAUGAUUUAGAUAAUUUAAUUGAUUGUUUGACUACAUUGGCACGAAAAGUGAUCUACCUUCAAGUCUAUUAGAGGAUGUUAAUUGGAAGAUUAAAGUUCAAUGUAAUCAAAAUAAUGCCGCUAAUCUGGAGAAGGUUGAAACUCAAUUAGAUUUAAUUCUUAAUCUAAUUCUUAAUUUCAAAUGAAGAUACUAAGUGAAUCAGUUGUGAUCAAUAAGAAGUACUAAUCAUUAAGAGGAUAUUUUUGGUGGACGUGUAACAAUUAGAUUGAUCAAGAAUUGAUGAGUGUUUUGUGAUUGAAAUGAUCAUUAAAGUAAAAAGAAUCUGAAUUACAUGUAACCUUAGCAUUGGUAUUAAGUGGUAAUUGUUUUGGUAAAUUUGGACAUUAUGGAUUCGGUGAUUAUUAGUAGAGUUUUGUCCUCUCGGCCGAUGUCUUCGGCGAGGCCACUUAGUACUGCUCGACCGAUCACAUCAACUGGUUUGAUGGCACCGAAAACUGGACGAGGUCGAUCAGCGGCUGCUAUUCGGCGGAUGGUUCAAGAUAAAACUUACUGGUUGGGUGUUUUAAGAGCUAAAAUGAACGAGUUAACCAUGGAAAUCGCUGUUCUGUCCAAGGAAUGUGACCUGAUGUCAGCUGAAGAGGCUCGACUGAACAUGUGGCAGCGAAAAGCUGAAACAUUAGCUCGAGAAUUGAAAUUAGCGACUCUUGAGUUAUCUGUUUAUAACGAUUAUUGGGAUCGACUGCGAAUCGGUGAAAACUCAGCGGACAUUUUGGAAGAUAUUAACGCGAUCAAAAAUGAGAACUCUGAACUAUCCGAAUUAUUGGAGGCCAAAUACAAGGAAAAAAAGGCUAAAGAAGAUGAAAUAUAUUCUGGUGAAAGAGAAAUUCAGAAAAUCGAAGCUGAAUGGAAUUCAUUGAAAAGGCAAUUCGCCAGCGAACAACGAGAAAGAUUCGAAGAGCUUGAAAGUCUUAAUCGUUCACUGACCAUGGAAUCAGAUCGAUUGGAAAAUAAGAUAAUGAAAUUGGCCGAAAAGAAAAGAACACUAGAAGAAUCGAAUAGUAAUGAGAACUCAUCACUCCGAAAAGAAGUUCUAAAUGGACUUAAUAGAUUAAGAGAAUUGGAGAGACAGAAAAACGAUCUAACCAGUGAUCAGAAUACUGACGGUGAAAGAAGUCGAUUAUUGGCUCAAGUUCGAAGAGAUAACAAAGAGAUCAGCGAUCUCGAGAAUCGUCUUGAAGAGAUUCGUCGUUCGAUAGAAGAGCAAAAAUCGUCGCUAAUCGCAUACGAAGACGGAGAAACUGCGGAAAAAUUUCGUGACCUGAAGAAAAAAGAAUCAACAAUCGACAGUUUUCUGACUGAUUUCUCGGCCAAUCUAAAUAAUGAGAUGGAAAAAAUGACCUCACUUGGAGAAUCGAUCGCUGACCUAGUAGACAAAUCGAGUCGAUAUAUAAGAUUUAUUGAGACAUUGAAAGGUAACGACGGAACUUCGGGCAGAAGCGGAGGAGGAGACACAGAAAUGACCUUAAUUGACGAAAGGCGAAAGUUACAAUUAGAUUUAAAUAAAAUUGAUCAACUAGAAUCAAAGAUAAACUCGGAAUUGGAAUCACUUCGAACCAAAAUUGAUUCUUUAAUAAAGGACAUCGACAUUUACGGUAAUCUGGAUGGUCUUCGAGAUGAAAUCGACAAGAAGGAAAGUUCACUUAUCGUGGACAAAAAAUCUCUCGAAGAAAAUAUUCGACAAUUAAAAAGUGACAAAAUAGAUUUAGAAAAAUUAGUCGAAAAUGUCAAGAUCAAUCUCGAAGAAAACGAAGUGUACAAAAAGAUCAAAGAUUGCGAACGAAAAUUGUCCGAUCUGGUGGCCGUUAACGAAGAGUAUCACGAUAAAUUGCGAGCGAAUGAUAAUAGUCGAUUAAUGAAACAAGUAUUCGAGAUAACUAAUCGUUACAAUCAAUAUUUACUUGGAUUCUAAUUUGAAUCAAAGUGAAAAAAUCAACUAACCAACAGGUUGAUUGUGGUUAAAAACUUCAAUUUUAAUUAUAGACUGAUACAGAUCAGUUUUGGACACAUUGUGUUACAAAUACAAAAGUUAAUUGUGAUUGGAUUGAUUGGAUUAAAAUCAAAUAUUGAAAUAAAAACUGUAAAAUGUAAAAGUAAUGUUUGUAAAAUUACUAUCAACAAUCAAGCUUUUUUACACCAUUGAACAUCCAUAGGCCGAAGCUUCCUGAACUAAUCUUUCACUGGUAACAUAAUUUUCAUCUUUAUUUGAUUUACAAUUAAGUUGACAAACAGCAAUUAGUUUCUUAGUUGAUAAAUUGGAAGACAUUCUAAUUAAUUUAGGUGAAAAUAAGGGAACACAAUUAGACUGAAUU
Messenger RNA from Panonychus citri (citrus red mite), 2779 nucleotides. RefSeq names its product intraflagellar transport protein 74 homolog. The coding region runs from base 796 to 2379 and encodes 527 amino acids. The record is from RefSeq and is a predicted model, not a curated record. Gene Ontology annotation, molecular function: beta-tubulin binding. The transcript is spliced from 4 exons. Gene Ontology annotation, biological process: cilium assembly; intraciliary transport involved in cilium assembly. Gene Ontology annotation, cellular component: intraciliary transport particle B; cilium; centrosome. Lineage: Eukaryota; Metazoa; Arthropoda; Arachnida; Trombidiformes; Tetranychidae.